AUGCUGGCGCCCAGCAUGGCACCGGCAACCAACGCGACGCCCGCGGGGCGCGCGGGACUGAGCGAAGACUUCCUGAAGAAGUGGAAUAGCUUGCAGAAGACGGCAGACAAGUUCCAGAAGAUGCUAGAAAACGGCGCGCAGGGCGGCACGGUGUCGACCAAGGACUUCGCCACGGGCCCUGUCAACGAGUCGCAAGCCUCGGUGCCCGCAGGGCGCCCCGGCGCGAGCGGCGACGCCUCGCUCUUCCGCACCGACAUCUCCCACAUCAGCGCCAACGGCAACAGCGCUGCGAAACGCGGGAGGCCGGCGCAGUCGAGCUCCGCCGGUGGCGAAGCUUCGCUGUCCCCGGGGGGUCUCCCCGCCGCGACACCCCCCCGGCACGCCCCCGGACACACCCGGGAGUACGACGACGCAUCCGCGUCCACCACGGCCUCGGACGACGACGACGAGGCCGACGCGUCGGCCGUGAACGUCGACCUCAGCCGCAACAUGGACCUCACGACGUCCCCGGACGUCGGGCUCCCGCAGCUGUCGCCCACGCCGGUGAAGGCAGCGCCGUCGCCCAUGGUGCAGGUGCGCAUCGGGAGCCAGCAGGCGUCCCCGGACGCGCCCGCGGGCGUCGCGCCGCAGCAGAGGCACGACGCCCCGCGCCGCGACGCGCCCGACGGCGGCGCGGAGGGCCCUGCGCGGAAGCGGCGCGGCUCCGGCGCGGCGCACAAGAGUCUGCGCCAAAUCGCGGAGGACGCGAAGCCGUGGCUGCGCGAGCGGUGGGGCGACGACCGCGGGUACAAGAUGGCGCCGUCGUUCGGGCCGCUCUCGGACGGGUUCGUGCCGAAGACGACCCCCCGGGAGCGCACGCACUGGGCAGAGGAGCUAGCGCAGGAGCCGGGGUGGACGUGGCAGAUGGCGCGCGACGAGCUGCAGAGCAAGCUGCAGGAGGUGGACUACAAGAUGAAGCAGAUCCACGAGGAGCGCGUGCGGCGGAACAUGGGCCGGGGGGCGCGCGCGCAGCAGACGGUGUACAACGUGGGCAACCCCGACAAGAUCAAGGGGGGGGGUCUCAAGCCGGGCGUGCUCGUCCCCGGCGCGCACCGCGUCCACGGCCUCCGCGGCCUCAAGCGCUCGAAGAGCACGGACUCCGUCGGGUCCAUCCAGUCCAUGGCCUCGCGCGCCUCGGCCGUGCCGUCCGUGGCCGCCAUCCGCCUCGCCGCGCACUUCGAGUCCAACCGGCUCGGGUUCGGGAGCAGCACGCGCGGCGGGGAGGCGAUCGGGCGGCAGAUGCCGUGGGAGCGCAACCUCACGCCGCUGGUCCACGGGAUCCGCGACCGCAUGCCGCACAUCGACAUCCGCGUCCUGGAGUCGCUCCUGCGGCACUCGGCGACCGCGCGCGACGCGCUGAUGGCGCUGGACCCGGCGUCGCGGGACUACAAGGUCGUGAACGGGAUCCCGCUGUCGACGCGGUCGCGCCGCGGGUCGCGGCCGGGGUACGGCCCCGGGUCGGACGCAGCGGUGAUUCCGCGCAUUGGCGAGUACAGCGGGGCGCGGAUGAACACGCGCGACGCGGACGCCGCGAGCGCGUUCGGCGGGCGGAGCCGCGCGGCGUCCCGCGCGGCGUCCCGGGCCCCGUCCCGCGGCAUUUCGCCGAUGCCGUCGCGGCGCGGGCACUCGCCGUCCCCGCUCAAGCCCGAGCACCUGCGGCGGGACAGCGUCGCGAGCCGCACUGACCGCUCGCGAUCGCGGCGGCCGUCGCGCGCGGGUUCGCUGCCGCACUACGACCCGUACAACCACGCGCAGUUCGGGAUCGACGCGGUGUGGGACGACGUGCUGAAGGACCUGUACGAGCGGGAGCAGGAGGAGAUGGAGCGGGAGGCGCGCGGGCUCAAGCGGCGCGGCGGCGGCGCGGCGAGCCGGCGCGGGGCCGCGGCGGCGGCGCAGGUGGACGCGGCGGCGCGGCAGUUGCGCACGCAGGAGGCGUCAGAGACGAUUGGGAAGCUGCGGGAGCAGCUCAAGGCCGGGGGCGGGUACACGGCGCAGCUGGGGAGGGAGCUGUCGGCGCUCGAGGCGAAGAUCGCGGCGGAGGCGGCGCCGGGCGCGCGCGCGGCGAAGCCCAAGGUCAAGAAGGCCAAGGGGAAGAAACCCAAGGGAAAGAAGGGGACGAAGAAGAAGGGGAAGAAAGGGAAGAAGGACGGCGCGGCGGAGGAGGGCGAGCGCCGCGGGCGCGGGCGCGGGCGCGAGAAGGAGGUCGCGCUGCCGUACGGCCACCGCAUGCGCGCUCGCUCGCUGCACCGCCGCGGCGUCGACGUCGACCCCGAGGCCGAGAAGGCGAAGUUCGUCGAGCCGCAGCUGUCGGAGCUCGCGCAGCGGACGGCCGGCGCGGACCCGCGCUGGGCGGUGUCGGUCGACGACCCGAACCGCAACCGCGGGCGCAUGAUGCCGUGGGAGCGGGAGCUGAUGACCAACCAGCAGCCGACGCGCGGGGUCGCGCGGGACCCGUCGGUGUACAGCCGGAAGGGCCGGAGCGCGACGGCGACGCGGUCGCGCGCGACCUCGCUGGCCGCGUCGCGCCGCGUGAGCGUCGACGAGGACGGGAACCCCGUCCAGGCGUGGCUCGAGGAGGGCGAGCGCAUGCACAGCAAGGCGUCCAAGGGGGCGCCGAUGUCGUGGUACCCCGAGGCCGCGAGCGAGGAGACGCGGCGGUGGGACGCGCGGCAGGCCUGGGGGCCCGGCGGGCACAAGUCGCUGAAUCAGUACGCGCGCGAGCGGCAGGAGCAGGAGGACGCCGUGUACCGGGAGAAGAAGAAGGAGUGGGCGCGGAGCCGGGCGGCGAGCCGGGCCGCGAGCCGGGCCGCGAGCCGGGCCGCGAGCAAGCGGGGGAGUCCGGGGGGGAGCCGUGAGGGGAGUCGGCCGCCGGUGGCGGCAGCGGGGGUGUCUGGGAGCCCGCAGCGGCCCGGCGUGGGGUCCCGGCGGGGCGCGGGGGGUCCGCCAGACGCGGCGGCGGGCGGGGCGAUGUGGGCGGUGACGAGCGGGGAGCUGCCUGGGACGAUCGCGCGCGGGCCCCCGCCCGCGGCAAAGGGGGGCGCGGUGCGCGCGCCGCACAACGCGAAGCCGUCAAACAACACCGUGCCGCAGCGCGCGGCCGAGGCGCUCGCGGUGCUCGUGAACAUCCCCGCGACGGACCUAGGCAUGCCGAAGCCCGGCCCGAGGAAGGCGGCGUCGUCGCGGGCGGCGGGCGGGGGCGCGGCGCCGAAGCGCGAGGUGAGCGGGCGGAGCGACGCGAGCGCGGCGCGCAAGAACGUCAAGUUCGGCGCCGCGACGGUCGCGCAGAAGUCCCCCUCCGGGCGGUCCCCGCGCCCCUCGCCGCCGCAGCCCGCGCUCAAGCGCACGGGCAGCAACGCGACCGACAGCGCGGGGCGCCCCACGCUGCGCAAGACGCCGUCGCAGUCCUCGGCCGCGCCCAGCAGCCCGACGGCGCGCGUCCCGUCGGUCUCGCGCGCCUCGAACCACGCGACGCGCACCCCCGGCAGCGACCACAAGGGCCCGCCCUCCGAGACUGGGACGCGGUCGUCGGCGUCGGCGGCGGCCGGCGGGUACGCGGCGCGGCACCAGCUGCGCGCGGGGUCGACUCCGCCGAAGGUUCGCGUCGCGAAGGCCGCGUCCCACGCGCCGCCGUCGCGCGGGGAGGGGUCGCCGUCGGCGGCGAGCUCGGGCGCGCAGUCGGCGCUCGUCCAGCGCCGCACGUCCGGCCGGAACAUGGCCGUGCCGCCGGCGAUCAAGGAGGACGCGGACCCCGCGCGCGGCGCGACGCUCCCGGCGGCCGCGCGCCCACGGCACAAGGCGGGCGCCAGCGCAGCGGAGGCCGACUCGGACCUGCCGGCCCUGGCGCUCAAGGCCGGGUCCGAGGCGCCCGCGGAGUUCCCGGGGCUCGAUUGGGCGUCGGCUGGCGCGGAGGAGGAGGCGGCGGAGGAUGGCGUGGUCGCGACGGUCGGGCCGCGCACGCCGUCGGUCCCGGGGGAGGCCACGAGCGCGCCGAACUUCAACGGGCCGGGAACGAUGACGUGGGGCGCGGGGGCGCGGCAGGGCGAGCUCGGGCGGCAGCAGAUCCAGCGGGCGCUCGCGGACAUGGCGGCGCGGGAGAAGCACAAGGGCCCGCAGGAGGGGGAAGAACAACACCCCCCCGGGGGGGCCGCCGCCCCGGAGGUCCCGCCGCUGCACGUCAACGUGCUGCACGGGGACGUCGACGACUCGGGCGCGCUGGACAUCACCCCCGCCGCAGCGACCGCGGCCAACACUCCCCCGGGGGCCCUCGGGCGGACCAUCGGGCGCAUGCGCAGCGACGCGGCUGGCUCCCCUCUCCGGCCGGGCGACGCCGAGAUCAUGGUCGCGACGCCGCCAGCGACCGCGCCGCCGGCCAGCGCUCCGGCGCCAGCGUCUCCGCCGUCGCCACCGGGAGCCAUGGCGACGCGCCCACGGCAGCCGACGUCGCCCGAGGCGCCGCCCGUGGAGCAGCCUGCGCGCGCGGAGGCCCCAGAGAAGCCCCAGCCGGUGUGGCGGCUGCCGGCGGAGCCCACGGAGGGCGAGGACAGCGAGGCGCGGCGCCGCACGGCCAUGAUGGGCAUCGCGCGGGAGGGGCUGUCGCGGCUGCAGCUGCCGCGGCCGGCGAUGGCGGUGGACCUGCUCAGGGCCGUGCGGGGCGAGGACAAGCGGAUGGCGAAGCACCCGAGCCUGAAGAAGUCGGUGACGCUGGUCCGUGCGGCGUCCGGCAAGGUCCUGGAGGGGAAGUUCACGCUCGAGUCCGGGCCGGGGCAGGCGGUGCUGCUGAAGCACAAGUCGGGCCUCGUCGGGUCGAAGAAAUACAGCGUGCGCGGCCUCACGAUCGAGCGGAAGAGCGCCGGCCAGCGCCUGCUCCUCGACACGGACCAGGGCGACGUGUACGUGUCGUGCCCCGGCGACGACGUGUGGUCGGCCCUCGUGCUGUCCAUCAACGCGGCAAUGCAGGAACGCGACUUCCCGACGAAGAACCCAGGGAGCCUGCUGACUGCCGAGUGGCACCGCAACGUCGUCGUGAGGGAGUAG
This is a messenger RNA of Pedinophyceae sp. YPF-701, 5073 nucleotides long. The record is from the annotation of a GenBank genome assembly. NCBI's taxonomy places the organism in Eukaryota, Viridiplantae, Chlorophyta, Pedinophyceae.